ACUCAGCCUCCCUUCCCCAGUUGUGACAGCACUGGAGCCUUUCGGACACCUGGACCAUGGACCCCAGGGAAUGUGUCUGUAUGUCUGGAGGAAUCUGCUUGUGUGGAGACAACUGCAAAUGCACAACCUGCAACUGUAAAACGUGUCGGAAGAGCUGCUGUCCCUGCUGCCCCCCGGGCUGUGCCAAAUGUGCCCGGGGCUGCAUCUGCAAAGGAGGCUCAGACAAGUGCAGCUGCUGCCCGUGAAACCCAUCCGUCGUGCCACCCCUUCCAAGGAGAGAAACCUGGGAAGUGUCUAUACAGUGCAUGAAUCGAGAAGGUGGAAUAAUUGUACAAUAGGUUGUGUUUUUUAUAUAUUUGCCCAAAUGUGGUGUUGGUCACAUUCAUGUAAAGUACU
This is a messenger RNA of Pongo pygmaeus (Bornean orangutan), 396 nucleotides long. RefSeq names its product metallothionein 4 (gene MT4). Gene Ontology annotation, molecular function: metal ion binding. Gene Ontology annotation, cellular component: nucleus; cytoplasm. The coding region runs from base 57 to 245 and encodes 62 amino acids. Gene Ontology annotation, biological process: intracellular zinc ion homeostasis; cellular response to cadmium ion; detoxification of copper ion. The transcript is spliced from 3 exons. The record is from RefSeq and is a predicted model, not a curated record. NCBI's taxonomy places the organism in Eukaryota, Metazoa, Chordata, Mammalia, Primates, Hominidae.